AUGUGGGUGUGCGAGGAACGACUGCAGUUCUUUGCGUGCUUCUUUGCCAAGGUCUUCAUUGCACAGCUGGAGCCCUGGAACCGACACAGCGAUGCUGCCGGGGACUCACGGCCAGGCACUCAACCUCUCAGUGUGACAUUUGUGUGUGACUCGGCCAGCGUUUCUCCCUCAGAUAAACUACUAGUUUUUACUGUAGCAACUAAAGAAACCGAUGGCUUUCACCGUUUCAUGCAAACUGCAAAGCACUUCAACUACACAGUAAAGGUGCUUGGAAAAGGUGAAGAGUGGAAAGGUGGUGAGCUGCCUAACUCUAUUGGUGGAGGGCAGAAAGUUCGACUAUUGAAGGAAGGCAUAGAAAGCUAUGCUGAUCAAGAGGACUUGGUUGUAAUGUUUGUUGAAUGCUAUGAUGUUAUCUUUGCGGGGGGACCUGAAGAACUGCUAAAGAAAUUUCAGGAAGCUAAUCAUAAAGUGGUGUUUGCAGCAGAUGGACUAAUUUGGCCAGAUAAAAGGCUAGCUGACAAGUAUCCUGUUGUCCGGAGUGGAAGACGAUUCCUGAACUCAGGAGGAUUUAUUGGUUAUGCUCCGUAUAUAAAUCGUAUUGUGCAGCAAUGGAAUUUGCAGGAUAAUGAUGAUGACCAGCUGUUUUACACCAAAAUCUAUGUUGACCCAUUGGCAAGGGAACGCAUUAACAUUACUUUGGAUCAUAAAUGUACAAUUUUCCAAACCCUAAAUGGGGCUGUUGAUGAAGUCCUUUUGAAAUUUGAAGAGGGAAAAGUAAGAGCAAGGAAUUCAGUGUAUGACACAUUACCGAUCACUAUUCAUGGAAAUGGUCCAACUAAAAUUCACUUGAAUUAUUUGGGAAAUUAUAUCCCCAAUGCUUGGACACGGGAAACUGGUUGCAGUAUUUGUGAUUUAGACUUACUAGACCUGUCAGCUUUAACGGAAUAUCCAAGAGUAAAAAUUGGUGUUUUCAUUGAACAACCCACUCCUUUCCUACCUAAAUUUUUAGACAGACUGUUGACUCUGGACUACCCAAAGGAGGCACUCAGUAUCUUCAUUCAUAAUAAUGAGGUUUACCAUGAAAAACACAUCAAGAAAUUCUGGGAAAAAGCCAAGAACAUUAUCGGAAAUAUAAAAAUUGUUGGACCUGAAGAAGAUCUGAGUCAAGCAGAAGCCCGGAACAUGGGAAUGUAAAUUCUAAUUUAUAAAUCUGUUAUAAUGAUGCAUUUGCUAACAUUUUUUCAUCUUUUAUGUAUUUUAUAUACAUAACAACUAACAACUUUACAUCUUAAGAUACAAAUAUGGGAGCUUUUUUUGAGGAACAAGAUCUAGAUAUAAGAUAUGAACUGUUGAGUAUUUUGUGUCUAAUAUAAAAAGCUUGUUGGGCAUUGUGAAAAUAUCUCUCUGGUUUGA
Molecule: messenger RNA, 1413 nt
Organism: Balearica regulorum gibbericeps (East African grey crowned-crane)
Lineage: Eukaryota; Metazoa; Chordata; Aves; Gruiformes; Gruidae
Source: RefSeq, a predicted model, not a curated record